AUGGAAAAAGCAAGUAACGUGGUGGCUAUGCUUGGCAAGAACUGUUUGGGAAUUGUAUCAGAACAUCGCAAUGGUCCGCAGGCUCAGACUGAGACAGCGACAGGAACUGUGGUAGAGUCUUCGGAAUUGAGUAAUAUAUUCAAAUUUGGAGAGCGCUUGUUGGUGUGUUUCUCAGGUCUAAGUUCAGAUAUCACGACAGUGCGAAAUCAGCUCAGUUUCCGCAAGGAUGUUUACGAGCUGAGAGAGAUGUGUAACAUCACUCCGAUUGCCUUGACAAAUAUACUCUCGAAUUACCUCUACGAACAUAGAUUUGCUCCAUUUUUUAUUGAAUCAAUCGUUGCUGGAUUAGAUCAAAAUACUAUGGAACCAUAUAUCUGUUCAAUGGAUCUGUUUGGUCAGAGGAAUGUCGCAAAGGACUUUGCCGUAGUCGGCUCAGGAUCUAAGCAACUUUAUGGCGUUUUCCAGACUUUAUGGCGACCAAAUUUAGAGCCACAUCAACUCUUCGAUAACAUUUGCCAAUCGAUGAUCAGUGCAAUGGAUCGUGAUGUGAUGAGUGCUUGGAGUUCCAUUGUCAUGAUCCUUGAAAGCGAUAAACUGACAGAGAGAACUAUUAAGGGUCGCGUGGAUUAA
Drosophila innubila is the source of this 630-nucleotide messenger RNA. Its product is annotated as proteasome subunit beta type-3-like. The record is from RefSeq and is a predicted model, not a curated record. The transcript has a single exon. Bases 1 to 630 code for a protein of 209 amino acids. Lineage: Eukaryota; Metazoa; Arthropoda; Insecta; Diptera; Drosophilidae. Gene Ontology annotation, cellular component: proteasome core complex.